Parnassius mnemosyne (clouded apollo) is the source of this 615-nucleotide messenger RNA. The record is from the annotation of a GenBank genome assembly. NCBI's taxonomy places the organism in Eukaryota, Metazoa, Arthropoda, Insecta, Lepidoptera, Papilionidae.
AUGGACUACGUGACUACAUUAAAAAUCUUAGUGAUCGGAGAAAGCGGUGUUGGUAAAUCUAGUAUCAUCUUAGCGUUUACAACAGGAGACUAUAAUGCAUCAUUUCCGGCUACUAUUGGAGUUGACUAUAAAUGCAAAGUGAUGGAAGUGAAUGGACUCAAAGUGAAAUUGGGCAUUUGGGAUACAGCAGGCCAAGAACGGUAUAGGACUCUGACAAAUAGUUUUUACAGAGAUGCACAUGGUGCAAUUUUAGUUUAUGAUGUCUCAGAACCGAAAACACUUGCUAAACUAAAUGAGUGGGUAGAAGAACUACAGGUGUACUCCACUAAGAAAAAUAUUGUCUGUCUUGUAGUUGGCAAUAAGAUUGAUAAGCCACGAGCUGUGCCAAGAGAAGCAGGCCAAGCAUUUGCAAUGAAACACAGAAUGCUCUUCAUAGAAAGUAGUGCUAAAACUCAGGAAGGCAUCAACUUGGCUUUUGAAGAACUUGUGCAAAAGAUUAUCGAAACACCUGGUCUUUGGGAAUCGACAGGCUCUUCAUCUAACAUCCGUGUAUCCAAUGAGGAAAGGAGAAAACAAGAAGAAUCCUCGUGUUAUGAUUAUACCUGUACUAUAUAA